CAAGUCCCAUUCUAUCCCCACCCCCAGUUUUUUUCUUUCUCACAUAAACUAGUCUAAGAAACCGUGGAAAGACUACAUUCGAUUUGAGGAGGGAAAGGGGAUGGAGAAGAAAAAGGGGAAACAGUAAAGUGAAAAUGAUUGAGGAGCUGCCUUUCCUAGCUUUAAUGGCAUGGUCCCGCUGUUGUCGGCCAGGAUCUCAAAUGGGUUCUUGUUGUUUUCUUAAUUUAUUUCACUAUUAUUCUGGGUUCAGUGUGUUGAUCAGAUAGUUGUUAGGAGGAGACGAUCUUCUUCUUUUUUUUUUUUUGUGUGUGUGUAUAUUUUCAAAUCGGUAUCAUUAGUUGAUUGCUGAAUCAUAUCUUCCUUUCUCACUUGUUUCAGAGAUUCUGGAAGGAGAGAGGCAUGCAAGGAUCAUUUCAUCUUGAUUGCUUUCUUGCUCAUCCAUAUAAACAUAUAGUGAUGUUCGUUUCCUUUUAUCUUAGCUUUGUGUAAAUUUCUGUCUGGGUUGUCUGUGCCAAUGGCUGGAAUGCUUCCUGGUGUUGAGUGUGCUCGGAGGAGGCGAUUCCAUCAAGGAGGAAGCUGGGCGGAGUCACAGGGCAUAGCCGGGAACACUCGAACAAGGCGCCCAUCUUUCUGUCUGUACACAAGCAGCCAUGAAACCCAUCUCGUUUCAAUCUCUUCUAAGCAAAUAACCAAAUCGAACCAGAACCUUUUAGAUGAGAAGCUUGACGGAGUGGCCAGAGAAGCCAAGGAGAGAUUGGAUGAGAGGCUGAGGUCUCAGAGAAAACCAGAAACAAAAAGACACAACAGCGGAGAAAGCUUCAAGUGUGAGGAUAAUGGUCGCAGUUUACGGUCUGUCAUAUUUGGAGAUUUGCAAACAUUACUGUUUGGAUCGAAGAGGAGCAGCUCGAAGAAGUUUAGUUGGGCCAAGAUGGGUUGGAAGUACUCAAAACAGGAUGAGUGCACAGUGUGCUUAGAACAGUUCAAGUCCGGCGAAGCCUUGGUGCAGCUUCCCUGCGGCCAUAGGUUCCAUUCCAGAUGCUUGGUGCCAUGGCUGGAGAAUAAUGCUCAUUGCCCAUGUUGCAGAAUGGGAAUCUUAUCUUAGUAUAUAUACCAUGAUUUUCUAUGAAGAUAUUCACCAUGGUUAUCAUCAAAUGUCAAGUUUUACAUGCAUGAUACUGGUUAAUUAUUGCGAAAUUAACUAAUCACACGAUUAAUUAGAAGUGUUUGAUCUAAAUACCAUCUGUUAGGCAGCAUUUAAGACUUAGUACGGAACUAAAUCUAUCUCCUCUUGUUUGUAUUCCUUUUAAUCCUUCUUCAUUGUAUACUUGGUUGUCCUCAUGAACAGACUAUCAUCUGGGUGGAGAGAGAGAGAGAUCCUGAGGACUGGCUCUGUAACUUAGCAGCCAAAAUGACAGAGAGAAGAAAGAAUCGGAAUGAGUGCUCCUAACAGCUCUAAAGAUCACUAUCUUCUACGUUCUUCUUGUGUAGGAAAGGCCCCUUUUGAAUUAUUGAAUGUAAGCAAAUAUAAUACAACUAUACAAGAUAUUUUGGAAUGGGAAUAUAUAUAAUGCAACGCUACUGGUAUUGGUAUAA
Molecule: messenger RNA, 1593 nt
Organism: Nelumbo nucifera (sacred lotus)
Lineage: Eukaryota; Viridiplantae; Streptophyta; Magnoliopsida; Proteales; Nelumbonaceae
Product: RING/U-box superfamily protein
Biological process (GO): protein ubiquitination; ubiquitin-dependent protein catabolic process
Molecular function (GO): ubiquitin protein ligase activity
Source: RefSeq, a predicted model, not a curated record